Molecule: messenger RNA, 825 nt
Organism: Xyrauchen texanus (razorback sucker)
Lineage: Eukaryota; Metazoa; Chordata; Actinopteri; Cypriniformes; Catostomidae
Gene: ndufc2
Product: NADH:ubiquinone oxidoreductase subunit C2
Exons: 3
Coding region: 100-432 (110 amino acids)
Biological process (GO): mitochondrial electron transport, NADH to ubiquinone
Cellular component (GO): mitochondrial inner membrane
Source: RefSeq, a predicted model, not a curated record
UGUAUUUCCGGUUAAACAUUACCCUUGGGUUCAGGAGGUUCGAUGAAAAGUUAACUGACUGGAUUGUCCCAACUUUGGAAGAGCUUUUUAUCUGUAAACAUGGGGCUUCUGCCUGAUGAAUCGAAAGUUCUGCCACCACCAGAAAUUAUAAACAGAAAUUCAGUGUGGCUCGGGCUCUGCGGCUGGGCUACGGCGAUGCUGCACAACAGCUUAAACCGCAGGCCUGCAUUCAAAGCAGGUGUUCACCGCCAAGCACUGUUUGCGACCAUUGGAUGGUUCAUUGGCUACCAGCUAACAAAAUAUGAGAAUUACACAUAUGCCAGGCUGGACAGGGACAUGAAUGAGUACAUCCGGCUGCACCCUGAUGAGUUGCAGGAGAAAGAAAGGAAGACAUUUGCUGAAAUAGUGGAGCCGUUUCAUCCGAUCCGUUGAAUGGAUUUAGUCGUCACAAGAAAAAUGAAGACUGUAUUUCCAAAAGGCUUUACAAAAACUGUUAUAAAUACUAUUAUAUAGAUUUUUUUGAGUUUUGUCCAUGUUUCAUUAAACUAUUUAAAGGAAAUCAGAUUUCUUCAUAUUGAUCAUUUUUACACAAAUAAUAUUUUUUAUUGCAACGUAUGACAGUGAUUACAAACAUUGUUUGUUGGUUGGUUUACAUUACAAAAGAGUAACAAUAACAAAUGAAAGCUGCAAGCAGCGAUGAACGGGCCCUUGUGCACAUUGGGGCUGCUGAUUUUUUUUUAGCACUUAAAUGAUGUUAAGAGUGUAUCACAGUGUAAAACAUGUAAUUUUUCUGUUGCCAGUAGGUGGCGCUAUGAUUGAUUAAAU